Messenger RNA from Penicillium brasilianum, 1542 nucleotides. NCBI's taxonomy places the organism in Eukaryota, Fungi, Ascomycota, Eurotiomycetes, Eurotiales, Aspergillaceae. The record is from the annotation of a GenBank genome assembly.
CUGACCGCUUGAAGUGUAGAGAGAACCGGUAGUGGCAGCGUGGUGAUCUGGAUAGUGCUUCCUACAAUAUUGGAGAUCACAAACAUGCCCAUGCCUAACUGCCAUCGUCGGCGCUUGUAGGGAGGCCGGCGGCCCUCAUAAUGUGGUUUCUCGUCCUCGAGGAGGUGGGACUUGCGUUGGAGUGUAAGUCCGAUGGCUUGUAGGCUGGUCGAGACGAGGCCCACGAUCACUCCGACCUAAAUCCAAGAUAUAUCAGCUCGCAGUUCCUGCAUAGGUUCCAUAUAUGCGUGCUCACCGCGAUACUGCCCUGCGGCGACAAAUCUCCGAGGUUGCCCAUCGUGGUUAGUAUCGUGUGUCGGCCGCGGAACGGGGGGUUCGCGGUGGAAGCGCAAGAGCUGGGCCACUACCGAAGUGCAGAUGCCAUGAUUCGAGGGGCGAGGACUCGAAGGGAGUUGUUUAGGAACUGCGAGCGCCACCAGAAAAAGGAAAGGGUUGCAGGGCGUGAACACAGGGACAAGGAGAGCAGGAGAGAGUGCGGAGGCCUCUCUGGAUGCGGAUGGGACGCCAAGGCAAAAGCAGCUGGAGCGCAGCGGCUCCCGAGCUUAGUUGGACUCGUUGGACACGACUCCCUUCCACCUCCCCCACGUCAUUCAGCAUUCCCCAACUCCGUCCACCAGACCACCAUCACUUCUCUUCCUCCUCUUCCUCUGAAACACGCCAUCAUGUCGCAAAGUCAUGCCCUCUCCGAUGAUCAGGUCGCGGGCGAGCUCCGCAAGAUGACCGCGUUCAUCCGGCAGGAGGCCCUCGAGAAAGCCCGUGAGAUCCAGCUCAAGGCCGACGAGGAGUUCGCGAUCGAGAAGUCCAAGCUUGUCCGCCAAGAGACCGCCGCCAUCGACACUCUCUACGAGAAGAAGUUCAAGCAGGCCGCCAUGUCCCAGCAGAUCACCCGCUCGACUCUCUCCAACCGGACUCGUCUCCGCGUGCUCGGCGGCCGUCAAGAGCUCUUGGAUGAGCUCUUCGAGAAAGCUCGCAAGAAGGUCUCGACCGUGGCUGCGGACGAUAAGAAGAAGUAUCAGACCAUGUUGGAGGGACUGAUCCUCGAGGGCUUUUACUUCCUGAACGAGGAGAAGGUUGAGAUCCGUGCGCGGAAGAAGGAUGUCGAUGCCGCGAAGAAGGCUAUUGAGGGGGCCGCGAAGGAGUUCAAGAAGAACGUCGGCAAGGAGGUGACCGCGACUGUGGACGAGUCCGAGCCGCUACCCGAGGGAUCUGCCGGUGGUGUGGCUAUUGUUGGCGGCAAGGGCAAGAUCGAGAUCAACAACACCUUCGAGGAGCGUCUACGCCUCUUGGAGGUUGACGCCCUCCCCGCCGUGCGAGAGACGUUGUUCGGCAAGAACGUCAACCGGCGGUUCUAUGACUAGACAUUUACUGCUCUGGGUUUUUUUCUGUAUUUCUCUGCUGGGCACUCUGUCCCGAGUCCUACCGGUCCGGGUGUUUCCAUGUUUUAUUGUUCGGGCUGCUCGCUAUGCCUCAUUUUGACCGUCU